CCAAGCAAAAAAGCAUUUGCAUGUCUUCUAACGUGCUCUCUCUCCUUUCUCAUGGAUGGAAUGUAUCCCUGCAGACGAGACUCCUCUUACUAUUCCCAAAUGUCCUGAUGUAACUUGCCCCGUUAUUCCCUCAUGUCCCCCAUGUCCUAAUCUUACCCUUCCCACAAUUCCUGCUCCUACUACCUGUCCUCCGAGUCCCCCUGCUACGACCUGUCCUCCGUGUACCACUCCUACCGUUGCCCUUCUUCUUCCUGCUGACCCUUCUCCUACCAAUUGGGAACCUGUCACCUGUGGGAGCCCCACCGGUCAACCGUCGUGUUCUUCCCGCAACGUCACAUGCUCGUGCCUGCUCACCAUGGCUGCUAACCCGAAAGGCGGAUUCCAAGCUGCCAUUGAUGAAGGCCUUGCCGUGGGCCGCAGCAUCGUUAUCAGAGGGCGAGCCAAGACCAACGUCACCAAGCUCUUAUUCAACCUGAACGUGCACAAGGAUGGCGACGGCGAGGACGACGGCGACGACGGCGACGAUGGCGGCGGCGACAGCCGCAACAAAAUCACGACGGGGCUACACCUGAAAUUUGACUUGGCAAAACAAAUGGUCUUGCUCAACUCCAAAGUGGCCGGCACUUGGGGCAACAAGCAGACCAAGAACUUACCCCAACACCGCCCUUUUGGUCCCGGACAUGCCUUCAAGAUUGUCAUCAAGUGUGAGGUUUACGCUUUCAACAUAACCUUCAACGACGACCUCCAGCUGGACCUCAAAUAUGCUGUUAGCGACCUGCAAAGCAUCAACUGGCUGGAGGGGUGGCAGGUGAUGCUGACCAGCGUCCAGCUGGUGUGACGGCGCUUCCUGUCGGGGCGUCAUCGUGCCAACAGCAAUGAUCUCAAAAGCAUUUCUUUCAGUCCACCUUCUGAUAUCCAAUGUUUAGGCUAGCCAUGCAAUGAUAAGAAGCGGCGUCGGCACAGUCAGAGGCGCAGUGAAACACACGGGAGUCGCAAUUUGUCCCAUAUAGUACGUACUUUGUAUUGAUGAAUCAAAUCAUUAUUUUACUGGAGUUACUUGGAAGAAAGUGCUUGCUUUACUUUACACAUGCUUGGGCCUGGAGAGGUUUGUUCUUCUGGUUUCAAUGUUACACCUAUGUUCAAUAAAAGGUUUUCUAUUUCUCUGAUUUGCAAAUUGUGUUUGGGUUAGGGUUAGUUGCAGUACCCUCUCGUGGCAAUAUAUAUAUGAAGUGCUUGAAGUAUACCUUUCGUAAUUGUCAUGCUUGUUUUUAGGAAACAUUUUUGUCAUUUUCAGACGCCCGGAAAUUUCACAUGAUUGGU
Messenger RNA from Syngnathus acus (greater pipefish), 1320 nucleotides. RefSeq lists its product as uncharacterized. Gene Ontology annotation, molecular function: carbohydrate binding; galactoside binding. Bases 56 to 838 code for a protein of 260 amino acids. The transcript is spliced from 4 exons. Gene Ontology annotation, biological process: negative regulation of CD4-positive, alpha-beta T cell proliferation; negative regulation of type II interferon production; positive regulation of gene expression. The record is from RefSeq and is a predicted model, not a curated record. NCBI's taxonomy places the organism in Eukaryota, Metazoa, Chordata, Actinopteri, Syngnathiformes, Syngnathidae. Gene Ontology annotation, cellular component: cytosol; nucleus.